Molecule: messenger RNA, 6138 nt
Organism: Polyodon spathula (Mississippi paddlefish)
Lineage: Eukaryota; Metazoa; Chordata; Actinopteri; Acipenseriformes; Polyodontidae
Gene: foxj2
Product: forkhead box J2
Exons: 10
Coding region: 726-2267 (513 amino acids)
Biological process (GO): regulation of transcription by RNA polymerase II
Cellular component (GO): nucleus
Molecular function (GO): DNA-binding transcription factor activity, RNA polymerase II-specific; RNA polymerase II cis-regulatory region sequence-specific DNA binding
Source: RefSeq, a predicted model, not a curated record
AGAGAGAGAGAGAGAGAGAGAGAGAGAAAGAGAAGUAAAAGUAGUUGCUACCACUUUUCUUUUCCAGCAAACUCAAAACAAAACAAAACAGAACAAGACUGCACCCAGCCCAGCGAUUCAGGACCUUAAGGAGAAGAUUUGGAACUGUAAGGUAAAGAAAUAAAGCAGAGGGAGGGAGAAAGAGAGAGUGAGAGAGAGAGAGGCCUUCUGACACCCACAACAAAGUACAGUAGAUAGAAAUAUGGAUACUGUAAUCAGAUAGAUAGAUAGACAGAUAGCUAGAUAGAUAUUUCCUUUAUGUAAGCAUAGUACAGUAGUACAAUAGUACUUUAAUAGUACACUUGUAGUAAGUAAAAAGUAAUUCACUGGCAAUUCCGAAUGAUAGGCUAACAAACAGAUAGACAGAGAGAGAUGUAUUGAGUUUCCAGUACUCUGCUGAGGCAGUAAUGGCUUUGCUAAACUGGGAUUCUCCAGAAAUUGGUUUGCUGUAACUGGGAUUCCCAAUAAAGUGAACCGGUGUUUCAAACAAACUAAAUUUCUAAACCGGAAUUACAAAGAAACAGUACUGGAUAACUGAGAUUCCAAAACAAACUGGCAGUUUUGAGCUGGGAGAAGAAAGACAUUGAGCUUCCUGAACUGCGAUUGCAAAUAAACUGGGAAAGCAGAACUGAGAUUUCACAGAGAUUCUGGACUUAAAACAGGAAGAAAGCAGCAGAGAAAGCGGAAUGGCCUCUAAUCUGAGUGACAGCCUCACUUCUAUGGACUGGCUCCCUCAGCUCAAUCUCAAAGGGUGUGUGAAAAGCAAGAGCUCAGAGCUGGGGGCCCAAACAGAGAAGGGGGCUCGAGGGACAAGCAAGCCUCCCUUCAGCUAUGCCACUCUCAUCAGCCAGGCCAUCAAGUCCACUGCCAGAGGGAGAAUGAGCCUCAAUGAUAUCUACAGCUGGAUCUGUGAGCAGUACCCCUACUACAAGAACACUGCAGCAGGCUGGAAGAACUCGAUCAGGCACAAUCUCUCCCUCAAUAAAUGUUUCCGGAAGAUUCCGCGACCCAGGGAUGACCCCGGGAAGGGAUCCUAUUGGACGAUAGACAGCUGCCCAAAAGAAGACCCACCCCUUCCAAGAGGAAAAAGACCACACCCAACAGACCAUGAGGUAUCUAUCUAUCUAUCUAUCGUGGCCCCUGCCCCGCUGUCCCCCUUUUCUCUCCCUCAGCCCCCUACCCCCCAGCCUGGGCGUGGCGAGCCCCCCCAGAGCUGCCCCUUGCGCUUCUCCUUCACUGAGAUGCAUCUGCAGGACCUGCUGGGAUCUUCAUUCCAGAGCCUGUACAGGACCAUGAAGGAGAAGACUGGAUCCUCUGACAGUGCUCCUCACUCCAGCAGGACGUCCUGUAUGUUUGAGCAGGCUGCCCCCCUGCACACCCCCACCUUCCCCUCCGAUCCACAGCCCCCUCCCCCCUCCUCCUCCUCGUCCUCCUCUUCCUCCUCUUCCCAGGACAGGGCUGCCCCAGCGCAGGGCCCUGUGCAGAACAACCUUCCCCGAACUCCAAUCUUCACUGCAGGACACGCGAUCCCUUCUGAUUGGUUCUCCAGUAUUGACAGUCUCAAAGAGAGUUUCAAAAUCGCCAAUAACCUUGACUGGUCUACCAUCGAUCUCACUCAGUUUCCUGACCUUUUAAAGAGCAUGCAGCAGGCUGACAUGUCUAACUGGUCCUUGGAUCCCACUCUCUUCAACUCCCUCUGUGAUUCACUGAACCAAUUUUUCACCCAAACUGGACUGAUCCACUCCCAUCACACCCUGCAGACCCCACAGAGUGGGGUUGCCAGUUCCCAUGACACCCUGCAGCCCCCCCGGAGCGGGACCGCCAACUCCCAUCACACCCUGCAGAACCCCCAGAGCGGGACCGCCAACUCCCAUCACACCCUGCAGACCCCCCAGAGCGGGACCGCCAACUCCCAUCACACCCUGCAGCUGCUGAGCAGCCUCACCCCUUCUCACAAUGAAGUUCAGCAACCAUUGGUAGGAAGAUCCCAGACCAACGCCAUCAAUGAGUUUCUGCAUUCCCAGGAUCGGGCAGCACACACUUUGCCAGGAUUCCCUUCCCAGCAAGCACUGGGGCACCCCAGUGCCGCUACACCUUCAGGAUCUACCGUAGACUCAGUCACACAUUCCCAAGCCCCUCCCUUUCCUGCCCGCCCCCCAAAACUGCGUUACACUAGCAACAGUGAAGAAAUCCCAGACGACUUCGACUGGGACUUGUUAUUGAACUGAACUGGAUUUAAAAAAAAAUGGUGUCUCAGCCCUCAAUACCAUCAAAUAUGUAUGGAUUGUAAUAGAAGCAACCUGUGAGGAAAAAAUAAGGUUCACAAGAAAAUGCAGUUUGCAAAUGCGAGCCAGCCCACAAUUUCUCUUCUUGGAACUACCGAACAAACAAAAUCAGAAUAAAAGCUACAACUCCCAGCAUGCCUCUAUAUUGUAGAAACAGAGAGGGAUUGUGGGAGCUGCAGUUCUUGUUUUAUAAAGACACUGUAGAAGUGUACAAAUAUUGGGACUACACUGCCUUCAGCAACAUGAGCAAUCACUGAGCCUUAUUAAGACUAUAAGUCUGACACUAGCGUUACAAGUAGAAUCAGGAUAAAAACUACACCUCCCAGAAUGCCUCUUGUAGUAACAGCGAGGGAUGAUGGGAAUUAUAGUUCUUUUCUACAGGCAGAUGAAGAAGAGGAGGUACUAAAAUGAUCUGGAAUGUGCCAGCAGCAACCUGAGCAAUGUGACUCUGAACUGACAUCGGAGGCACUACAGGAGUUGAAUAAUGAAACUUGAUGUGUGGGGUCUAUCAUUCAUCCAGGAGGGUCUGAUGGACUGGAGGGAGUAUGCAUGAAGUCUAGUCUGGCAGUGGCACAGUAGCACUUCUUCUCAACGAUGUAGUUCUAAUGAUAACCAGGACUGGGUGCAGGACAGGUACUGUAGAAUUCCUCCCCCUGUCUUUUUGAAACUGGUUGCUGAAGUUUCAUAAGCAGCCGAGCCAGACUUGCUCAGUGCUUCUUCUUGGAUUGUGAUCUGUUCAGAUCUCUGAAAGGUAGGAAGAUGAAUAAUCAAGAUUUAAAAGGAACCGUGUUAUCAUGGAUGAAUAUGAAAUAUAAAUGGUAGGUUGAUAACAAUUCUUUCAUAAUGCUGUAUUAUUACUGUACAGUUCAGACUUGAAAUGGAUGCUGCAUACACACGCUCUCUAUUUUCCAUGAUUAAUAGCCUACACAUGUUCUUUAUGAGUCUGUAUUAUUGUUUCUGUUGAGAUCAUUAUUUACCAGGUUUACUAACUAUUUGAAAAGAGGAAUUCUGAAGAGACUCAUUAUGAUCUUAUGAAUUGAGGAAGCAUAUUAGCAUUGCGAUGUGCAUUGAAGCCCAUAGGUGAAACAUUUUACACUGAAGCCUGUGCAACACUGAUUGACUUCCCCACUUCACUUUUCCACAAUCAGCCUUGGGGAGUGUUUUCAGAAACUGGAUUAGCUCAUAAGCAUGUCAAAUAAUGAUCAAAGCAGAAACAGCAAGAGAAUGGUAGAGAACACACAGAAUACAAUAUUAUUAGGAUUAAGUUAGAUAUUAGGAAUAUUGCUAUUCUUAUAUAAAAUAUCCAUAAUAACACCAAGUAGAUUUUCUGCAUCUUUGUAACUUUAUGUUCCACGGUAUGGUUAGUCUUGUACUCUGUUCACUGUCUAUUAUGUAUAUGUUUCCCACAAAGUGGCUUUUGGUAUAAUGAAUAUAUUUUACUAAAGAAAUGAAAUUGUAUUUUUUUCCAGCUUGUUGUAAAAGAGAAACAUAACAAAAUAUGUAAGUCUAGUGUAGAAACAGACAGCAAUGUCACAUAUAAGAUAUAUAACUAUUUGGGUUCAUCUAUACUCUGCAUAAUGUAUAGUGUUCAGAUUCCCUCUGUAAUAGUGUACUGUACUGUGUAGAAUGUUAUAAUAGUCUCAUGUGUCGCAUGUUACAAUAGGGUCAUUCAAGUUCAAGUAGACUGAAUUCCAGGGAGGGGCAUGUACGCUAGAAAAAAAAAUAUGCACAUUUGUAAAGAGAAGACGAUUGUCUGUUCAGAGAUACCAGGGUGUUUAGUAAGUAAAGGGUCUGAAUGAGGAAAAAUAGACAAUACAAUCCCAACCCCUAGUCUUGCUGUAAAUCAUUUGUUGUUGCCAUAAUUUGUGCCGGUACUGAAUGUAUAUACAGGAAAUACCAUUUCUUGGGAUAAGUUGCACUUAAUAGUAAACAUUCUUUAAAAAAAAAAGAAAAAAAAUACAAAUAAAAAUGCUCUAAUUCUGAGCAGCAGGGGGCAGUGUUGAAAUCUCCUACCAUGAAAUGCCUCACUCAGUAUUCUUGUCCUGAUCAUUAGGUGUCCAUAGCAACCACUGCAGGGCUCUGUGCAGCCAAUCGCUGGUGUGCCUGCCUGGAGGCACCUCAUUUCAGCUCAGCUCAGCUUCACAUUACUGUUUGUUCUCCAAAGGCACAUACAUUCACAUCAAUAAUAACCGGCUCUAGUCUUCCCACCAACAGAAAGUGAACAUGAAAAGUAUUGCUAAAUGCCAAUAAGCUACAAUCAGGCCUAUCGGCCAAUACCUGCAACAUGUUUAAAUAAGCAAUCCGCCCCAAGUGCAUUGGUAACCCACAUAUUUUAAAAGAGUAAUAACCAAGGGUUUAAAAUGAUUUACUGAAUCCCUAUUAGCACUAGUGAUAUUCUCCCUUCAAAGGAGUGCUAGUCACAAUUUGAAUAUGUCCUCCAUGGAUAAAACAGAACAAAUGCCGGUUCAUUUUCUAACAGACAGUCCCAACACAAAAAUAGAUGGAUUAUUGGAAGAACAUCUUCAAAUAUCAAGGUUUUUAUUUUUUUUAUUUUUUAUUUAAUCAGUGUUAAAUCAAACAAUUGUUGUCUGUGAAGGGCACUGUGUUUUGUCACUUGUUCUAGCAAGAUGUGCCGGUCAAAAUAAAGGAGCCUUACUAAGACUAUUCCUGUAAUGCGCAGUAUAAAGUUACAUGUUACUAUUAGGAACAACAAUAACCAUUCUACACAUCCCCCUCUUUUCUCAGGUGAUAUUUUGACUAGCUUGCAAUUUUCUCCCCAUUGCUGCAGUCUUGCAGUCUUGUGAUUUCACAUUAUCUUACCUCUGAAGAGCAUGGUCCAUUUAUAACCUUUUUACGCUUGCACACCCGAGCCGAACCAAGCCAAUCCGACUGGUUUUGUGAGCACUUUUUCAUCUUCUUCCCUUUGUUCAAGAACGGAAUUGUGUUCGGAAACAACUACAUUUAUUAUGAUUACGAAUGUCCUCUUUGAUUGUUCAGAAUAAAGUAGAGUACAAUAGAACAGAAUUGCAUUGCAUCUGCAGUUUAUUGUCACUAGAAUUACUACUGUUUAUUAUCACUAAAUUAAACUUUAUUUGAAUUACAUUGUGCCUGUAAAUUAAUAUAACUGGGAUAGAAUGUACUAGAAGUAUAUUUUAACUGCAAUUUAAGAUCACUAGACUAGACCAUACUAGACUCAUUGUAACUGCAGUUUAAUAUCACUAGACUAGAUCGUACUAGAUCUGGAUUGUCUGUUGUUCAAUAUCACAAGGCUAGAUGACUGUACAAGAGGUAUGUUGUAACUACAGUUAAAUAUUGUUAUUUUAUUUAACUGUUAAAAAUGCUACAGUUUUUGUUCUAUAGAGUUAUUUAUCAUUGUUUCUGCUCAGAUCACAAUGAUUCAUCAUGCUUAUUUCAGCAAAAAAAAAAAAGGGUGGCCUUAUUCAACUAUUGGAUCUGCAUCGAAAAUGGGUUUGAAAAAUGGCAACUAGGCGUGUGUAUGUGUAAUUUAUUGUCCAUUUUACAGCUGACACAUUUUAAGGUUUAAGAAAAUUAUGCACCGGACGAGCAUCAAUGGUCGAAUGGCCACAUGACUUCUCUUAUGUUCUUAACUCUUCACUACAAUAACAUAUUCACAGCUACAAUUCAAUGUCUGAACAGUAGGGGUGAGGUGCUGUAUUAAAAUGAGUUGCUCAAUGGUUGUGAGUGGCAAUUUUCCAUAACAUUGAAGCAGUUACCAUGCAGAUGUAAGGAACAGGAUGUUGAACUAAAAGCUAAAUAAACCAAAUGCAUGUACCAACAGGUCUGAUGCUGCUGC